AUGGUAGCGUUAACAUAUGCUAUCUAUUUUGCUGCAAUAACUGCACUGGAAGAUGGUACCGAGGAGAUCACCCUUCCUCUAGGGAAGAAAGAUCUUUUGAAGCGCUACAGGCUCCCACUAGAGCGGCUUCUCAUCGACACAGAUGUUAUGAACAGCCCAGAGAUGACUUCAUUGCAGGCUCUCGCCAUUUUCAUUACUUGUAUACGGGUGAAUGAGACUGGUCGAAGCAUAUGGAUUCUGGUUGGACUCGCAAUCAGACUAGCACAAUCCAUCGGAUUACAUCGCGAUGGCGCCCGUCUUCGUCUGAGCCCUUUUGAAACAGAAAUGCGUCUCCGCCUAUGGUGGUAUCUUUGUUCUCUCGACUCCCGAGCUCCGGAGGACCAUGGAUUUGAACCCGUGGUAGACGUAGUGAAUGCCCACUUACGACUUCCUCUGAACAUCAAUGACGAUCAACUCUACCCAAGUAUGACCGAACUCCCAGCCGAGAGCGACGGUUGGACGGAGAUGUCAUUCUUCCUCGUUCAAACACAAGCAUGCAGGCUCAUGCAUCCAGUUAUCGGGACUCGACGGCACAGCUCCACAGAUACGCUUGCUGAUAUUGCAGAAAAGCGAAAGUUUCUCACAGAGCGCGGUCAAGCCUUGAGGGAAAAAUAUGGUUUUCAAUCUGAAACACCUACUGAGCUAUGCCGUAUUGCAUUCCAGCAUUGCAAUACUGCUCGCUACAAGAUGAACUUCAUACUACAACUGCGGGAGGAAGUGGCCACUCAAAGGCAGGAUGGCUUACAGAGAGACGAGGAUAGCGCGCACAAGCUAUCAUUCAAAAUAGCAUGCGACGAGCUGGAAAGCCAUCGUACUUGUACAAAAGGCAGCCUUGCUUCCAGGUUCAAAUGGCUGUUUCCCGCAUUUACGCAGUGGUACGCACUAGCCUACGUUCUACGUUGCCUAUGUACCUCAUCCAAUAUCCCUGAUGCUGAUUACGUCUGGGACCUGAUUGAGGACACUUUUCCUCAAUACAUGCGGCACAAUGAUCAAUCGGCCACCGCGCCGGAUGCCAAUAAGCAAUCCACAAUUUGGAAGUGUCUGUCCAGGUUAAGACAUCAAGCUUUACUUCUGAGGAACUCACAGUCCUCGGUUGGAGGUCGGAUUGCUCAAAGUGUUGGGCUUGAAACAGGUCAAAUGGAAGGUCAACCGAUUUUCUCUCGGCAGAACAUAUUCAAUCGCAAUGGGGACCCCAUAUCUGAGUCCGACCAGAAUGCUGUCUCUUCUUUGGACUUUUUAUCGUCAGAUCCUCAGUUCCUAUCUGAUUGGAAUGCUGUUAUGAACAGCUGUCUGAUAGAUGAAGAUGAUAUGAACAUGAUGUGA
Messenger RNA from Penicillium pulvis, 1362 nucleotides. RefSeq names its product fungal specific transcription factor domain-containing protein. NCBI's taxonomy places the organism in Eukaryota, Fungi, Ascomycota, Eurotiomycetes, Eurotiales, Aspergillaceae. The transcript is spliced from 2 exons. Gene Ontology annotation, molecular function: zinc ion binding; DNA binding. Gene Ontology annotation, biological process: DNA-templated transcription. The coding region runs from base 1 to 1362 and encodes 453 amino acids. The record is from RefSeq and is a predicted model, not a curated record.